This is a messenger RNA of Alligator sinensis (Chinese alligator), 1812 nucleotides long. RefSeq names its product integral membrane protein 2A (gene ITM2A). Gene Ontology annotation, biological process: negative regulation of amyloid precursor protein biosynthetic process. Lineage: Eukaryota; Metazoa; Chordata; Crocodylia; Alligatoridae. The transcript has 6 exons. The coding region runs from base 56 to 811 and encodes 251 amino acids. Gene Ontology annotation, cellular component: plasma membrane; extracellular exosome; Golgi apparatus. Gene Ontology annotation, molecular function: amyloid-beta binding. The record is from RefSeq and is a predicted model, not a curated record.
CCCCUUCCGCAGCCUCCUCCGCGGCUCAGCUGGUGCAGACAGAUCUCACGGCGCCAUGGUGAAGAUCGCUUUCCACUCGCCGUUCGCCCGCAAGGACGAGCCCAAGAAGGAGGCUGCUGAGGCGCUGGUGGCCGACAAGGAUCCAGAAAUUGCCACACAUGGAAAUGAAAACUCAUCUGGAAGAUGCCUGUUGACACUUUUGGGUCUUGCAUUCAUCUUGGCAGGAGUUGUGGUUGGUGGAGCCUGCAUCUACAAGUACUUCAUGCCUAGGCAUAAGGUGUUCCGUGGAGAAAUGUGCUAUGUCGAAAAUGAAAAUCAGGAUCGUGCUGUUGAACCAUACUUCCUGCCCAUUGCAGAAGAAGCUGAUAUUAGGGAAGAUGACAACAUUGCAAUCAUUGAUGUUCCAGUUCCAAAGUUUUCAGAUAGUGACCCAGCAGCUAUUGUUCAUGACUUUGACAGGCUUCUGACUGCUUAUCUUGACUUACAACUGGGUAACUGCUAUGUGAUCCCUCUGAACACAUCCAUUGUUAUGCCACCAAGGAAUCUGAUGGACCUGUUUGCAAAACUGGCGACUGGUUCGUACUUGCCUCAGACUUAUCUGGUUCGUGAAGAAAUGGUGGUAACAGAGGAGAUAGAUAAUGUAUCUGACUUGGGCAUCUUCAUUUACCAGCUUUGUGUAGGAAAAGAGACCUUCAAACUGCAGCGCAGGGAUCAGAUAAUGGGUUUCCAGAAGCGCUCUGUUGAGAACUGUCAUGCAAUCAGACAUUUCGAAAAUUCUUUUGUCGUUGAAACUAAGAUCUGUCAACAGUGAAUGGCACUGAAUAGAAAGUGACUAUUUCACAUCUUCAUUUGGAAGUCUGAGCUACAGAGCCUGACUUCUCAAUUAAAAUGUGCAGUGAUAAUCAAAAGCCUUAUGCAUUUUCUGUGUAUUGCUUGUGUUUAUAAAACAAAUUCACAAUUUCAGCUUUCUUUGAUCCUUGGUAUAACAGCAUAUAGUUAGUUUUUGAUGUAAAAACAGAAAUUUGAGUAAAUUUAAAAGAAUAAGAUCAUUUCAUUCAUUGGAUGUGUCAGAUUUUAGAAUAAUCUGGAAUGGCAAAAAAAAAGAAAAGGCAACUAAUUCCUUGGCCAGAACCAACUCUAUCCACCUUUUGAUUUUCACAGAAUGAUUAAAUUUAAUGUAUUAAUCUGUGGUUUGCACAUUUUUGUGUAGUUCUUUAGAAUAGCUUUGCACUCAGUCUUUUGGUAGAAAGCCUUUUAACUUUUACUGUUAAAGGUUUAUUAACUUCCAUGUGUGAAGCAUGUAAAAUUAACCUCAGUGAUCAUAAACCUCUAACUUGCUUUCUUCAUUUUGUGCAAUUACUGUAUUGAACUUGUAUGUAUAUUUGGAACCUUCCCAAACUUAUGUUUCUAAAUCCUUAUCCUUUUUUUGUUUUGUUUUGCUUUUGUUUUUCUGUGGUAUUUAGUUAGAUUUAAGAUGCAGUUACACUUCAAUGUUUUGUCAGUAUUUUGGUUCCGAGUUGCUUUAUCUUGUAAUUUCCUAUUUCAUGAAAUCUCUUCUGGUAUGGCCCACUUGUGAAUGUGACUAGCUGUAAAUUUCAACUACUUUGGCUUGUACACAAACUUUUUAGAUCAGAACUUUUUAUGAGCAAGUAGCAUUACUACUGCAGUCAGUAUUGUUUUCUUUGAGAACUGCAGUAUGAAGAAGGUAGAGAGUUGCUAGUGUGCUACAUAUUAUAAACUUGAGUUUGUUUUAAUAAGGGACUUUAUAUUGGCAUAAAUCCUGCAACCCUAUAAUAAAUGUUUCUCUACAUC